UGCGAAGCUUAGGAAGACAAAGCCUUUUUCCUACAAGAAAUGUUAUACAGAUUUUAAAACAGCUAGAAAUAUUCUGAAUUUAUGGCAAGCCAUCAUGUCCAAAUAUUGGAGGAUACAUGUCAAGCGAAUUGAAGGAGCAGUGGAGCUGUAGAAGAAGCAAAAAAGCCAACUUUUUGAAAUAUUAUAGAAGAGUUUGCCAUGUUUUGAAGGAGGACAAGAGAUAAAAGAAUGGAGGGCAGGGCAAAGAUUGGAUCCUGUAAAUAGGGAUGAUGACAAAGAUGGGGAGAUAAAAAGGUUCCAAGAGCUGGAGAAGAUGGGCUGUCUUUCCUAUUUAAGAAGACUGGACCUCCAUGGCAGACUAGGAAUUAAAGAAGGAACCAUGAACCAAUCUUCCCCCAAGUUCAGCAGAGAAGCAGAGGACUGCAGCAGCAGUGAAUCCGGAUGGACCAUGUACCUCGCAUCAUCCUCCAUGCAUGGAGAUACUAGCAAUGGUGAUGAUGAUGAUGAAGUUGGGAGUGGCACCAUUAGUGUUCAAAGCAGUGGAGAAGAUGAAGCCAAGGAAGAAGAUGAUGAUGAUGAUUCCAUGGCAUCUGAUGCAUCUUCUGGCACACCUUGUAAGCAGUGCUGGCAUGAUGAUGUUGGUGGUGUAGUGAAGGAGAAGAAGAAGAAGAGCAGCCAAUGUUCUUCAAGGUGUUCAAGGAAAAAUCAUAAAGUUGAAACAGGGGAUGUUUCUAAAGAAGAAGGGAAUGGUGAUUCUAUUUUCAUCCAUGGCGGGUCAAAGAUGAGGAGGGUGAAGUUUGGUGAAAAGUGAAGAAGAUAUAUACUGCCUGGUUUUUUUGCUAUGUAGAAGGUAAAGAUUAAGGUCUUGGAUCAAGUUGUCUGGUUGUUAAUGAAAUGCAUCCUGGUUUGUUUAGUAUUGGAGGCAGCUUGUGCUCCUGAUUCCGUGUUUUGGAGGAUUAUAUAUGUUAAGCAAGUAUAUCAAUAAUAUAUUUGUCU
This is a messenger RNA of Phalaenopsis equestris, 996 nucleotides long. RefSeq lists its product as uncharacterized. The coding region runs from base 314 to 811 and encodes 165 amino acids. NCBI's taxonomy places the organism in Eukaryota, Viridiplantae, Streptophyta, Magnoliopsida, Asparagales, Orchidaceae. The record is from RefSeq and is a predicted model, not a curated record. The transcript has 2 exons. Gene Ontology annotation, biological process: cytokinin biosynthetic process.